Molecule: messenger RNA, 3170 nt
Organism: Gallus gallus (chicken)
Lineage: Eukaryota; Metazoa; Chordata; Aves; Galliformes; Phasianidae
Gene: NSFL1C
Product: NSFL1 cofactor
Exons: 9
Coding region: 397-1590 (397 amino acids)
Biological process (GO): proteasome-mediated ubiquitin-dependent protein catabolic process; nuclear membrane reassembly; autophagosome assembly
Cellular component (GO): cytosol; nucleus
Molecular function (GO): ubiquitin binding
Source: RefSeq, a predicted model, not a curated record
GCGCUGCACAGCGGCAAGAUGGCGGACCGGGAGGAGGCGCUGAGGGAGUUCGUUGCCGUGACGGGUGCUGAGGAGGAGCGAGCGCGGUUCUUCCUCGAGUCCGCCGGUUGGGACCUCCAGGUAGCGCCGUUCCGGCCCGGCUGUGGGCGGGGCUGCGGCUGAGGCCGCGGCUGAGGCCGGGCGGUGCGGGGCUCAGGCCUCGGCCCGCCGCCCCCUCGGCCCUCAGCGGCUCACCGGGGCCGGUUCUGCUGUUUUCACGGGUCCGGACCUCGAUUUGGAUCCGCUUAUCUCGUUGACUCGAGCAUAGCCAACUCAUUAAUAGAGGGAGGGUUUCGUUGAGGUUCGCGGUGACCCCCAGAGCUCUGGGGGCUGUUCCUGUAGCGUAACCCCUUAGAAAUGAGGGCCUCGGGUCGGGAAGGAAACGCAUACAGUGGUAAUGUCCUCACACAGCAAACCCAAACAGCACAGCUGGCAGCGUCCUGUCUUUGCCAGGAGAUCCAAAGGGGAAAAGCCCAUAAAAUGGCUGCAGUCAGUGUGUCUCAAGAAUUCCAGCGUGACAAAACCUCCAGUUAUGUUAUUAGUAUUGCCCUUGCCAGUUUCUACGAGGAUGGGGGUGAUGAGGACAUUCUGACUCUCCCCCAGCCGACACCCAGCUCUGUAUCCAGAGGCACUGCAGCCAGUGACCAUCGAGUAACAUCAUUUAGAGACCUUGUCCAUGCACAGGAGGAUGAUGAUGAAGAAGAAGAGGGACAGCGGUUUUAUGCUGGUGGCUCAGAGAGAAGUGGACAACAGAUUGUUGGUCCUCCAAGGAAGAAGAGUCCCAAUGAGCUGGUGGAGGAUCUGUUCAAAGGAGCAAAGGAGCACGGUGCAGUGGCAGUUGAUCGGACAGCCAAAAGCAGUGGCGAGAGUAGCAAGCCUAAACCUUUUGCAGGGGGAGGAUAUCGCCUUGGAGCUACUCCAGAGGAAGAGUCUGCCUAUGUGGCAGGAGAGAGGAGACACAACUCUGUUCAGGAUGUGCAUGUUGUACUGAAGCUCUGGAAGACUGGAUUCAGUCUGGACAGUGGAGAACUGAGAAGCUACCAGGAUCCAUCCAAUGCCCAAUUUCUUGAUGAUAUCCGCCGAGGGGAAGUCCCAGCAGAGCUGCGCAGGUUAGCACGAGGCGGGCAAGUGAACCUGGAUAUGGAGGAUCACCGUGAUGAGGAGUAUGUGAAACCUAAAAGUGUCUUCAAAGCUUUUACUGGAGAAGGACAGAAGCUGGGCAGCACCGCCCCUCAGGUGUUGAGCACCAGCUCCCCAGCCCAGCAGGCAGAGAAUGAAGCCAAAGCCAGUUCUGCCAUCGCUAUCGAUGAGUCGGAGCCCGUCACCAACAUCCAGAUCCGGCUUGCUGAUGGUGGGCGACUGGUCCAGAAAUUUAAUCACAAUCACAGGAUCCGUGACAUCCGGCUCUUCAUAGUAGAUGCCCGGCCAGCAAUGGCAGCAACCAGUUUCGUCCUCAUGACCACCUUCCCAAAUAAAGAGCUGACUGAUGAGAACCAGACCCUGAAGGAAGCCAACCUGCUCAAUGCUGUCAUUGUUCAGCGGUUAACAUAAAGGAACCCAUAUUGCUACACGCCUGCUCGCAGCGCGCAUGCAUCGUCUCAGCCAUGCGUGCACCUGCAUUGUGCAAACACAGGCUCACAUCUACUUGUAGCUCUGGGUUCUUAGGUCUUGGUUGGACUCUUUUCUCUUUAGUUGCAUUUCCUAUGGGUUGUUUUUUUUUUUUUUUUUUUUUGGUGAUGAUCAGUGGACUUUAAAAUAAAUAAAGGAAACGAACCUGUUUUCAAAGGAGAUGCAGCCUAUUGAGCCACAGAUUCUCCCAGGAGAGUUCAGUUACCUUUGUGGAAUGUGUUUCUGUGCUUUUUAGAGGGGAAGAAGGUAAGGGGGAAGGGAGUUCCCAGGGAGCUGUUUCCCUCUGUGCCAAUCAGAUGCUCUUUGCAGUCUGUUGCUCUUCCCACUCCAGGGACUGCUGCAACUCUUUUUUUUUUUGCACAUUAAAUGUAAAGAUACAAGAUUGGGUGAUGGUUGCUGUCAGGAUAAUGGUUAAUGCUACUGUAAAAGCACUGUGAGGAAAAUCUUUGUGAAACAGUUGUUGCUCAGUGUGGGGAAAACUGAUCUGUGUGUGUGCAGGUGCAAAGGUUAGCAGCACUGGGCUGUUCUGGAGGGAAAGUCCUGAUGUUCCUUCCUUCAGCAGAACACUUACGGUGUUUGUUACAAUUCCCACCUGCUCUGCCAGCACUUUCUCCUGCAGUCCAGACUGACUGACUGCAGUUUUAAUUUGCUGUAUUGCAUUUCUUUGAGAAACCCAACUUCCUGCUGAUUUUUUUUUUGUUCUAAGGAAGGCACAAAGCUGAAUCAGCUUGAAAUGACUGAAACUACAAGGCAAACAGUACCUUACUGGAAAGCAGAUUUUAUUUUAAGAUGAGUUAUUGAGUGUUGAAAACUGUUCAGGUGAAAAAUUUGAGGCUGUAGUACCCUUUGAUUUAUUUCCUUUGCUGAGGACCACAUAAGGGAACACCUGGAAUGCUCCAGUUUUGGCCUGUCCACUGUUUAGGACUCAGGUCUCCAUUUCUUUCCUUUGGGACAGAAUGCUGUGGGUGAAUUCACUGCUCAUGAACAAGGGUCUGGUAGUGCUGGUACAGCAUCGCGUGUGCAAGUUGCCAUCUAGUGUUGUGCCACGGCACUUCUCACUGAUCUGCAACACGCUUUCUAUCCCAGCCCUGUGCUUUGGAGCAGAACUUUAGAAUUUGUAUUUGCAUUGUCCUUUGGAAAAGGUUGGGUUGCAGCUGUGGUGCAGUCCUGCUUGUCCCCUGCCUCCAUCAGCUGGGAGCUGUGUGGUUGCCGUGCCGGGAGCACAUCUUGUGCUUCAGCUUCAGGUCCUCGCCUUGCUGUGAGCAGAGUGAGCUCUGGGUGCAUGCAGCUGGGGAGGACUGGCAGGUUGGGCAGGUUCAGCACGAGGAACUCGCUUGGCUGGGUGUACUAAUGCAGAACUGGAGCAGAGCUCAGCAAGGGCUUUUCUAUAGCAAGUUGAAUUAACAUAGAUUUUUCAUUACUAAGUGGACAUAUAGCGUGCGUAACAGCAUAUUUGUAAAUUAUUGUGAAAACAACCAUUAAAGGCCCGGAAAACAGGAAAA